Messenger RNA from Otolemur garnettii (small-eared galago), 1206 nucleotides. RefSeq names its product GTPase, IMAP family member 6 (gene GIMAP6). The record is from RefSeq and is a predicted model, not a curated record. Lineage: Eukaryota; Metazoa; Chordata; Mammalia; Primates; Galagidae. Gene Ontology annotation, cellular component: cytosol. Bases 227 to 1006 code for a protein of 259 amino acids. The transcript is spliced from 3 exons. Gene Ontology annotation, molecular function: GTP binding.
CUCUAGCUCCAGGAUAAUUUGCUAAAAAAUGUAAGCAAACGUUGGCUUUGUCCUCCGUGUCUUCUUAUACCUUGGCCUUGGAAGCUUUCAUUUGCAUCCUCCAUCCACUCCCACAAGGAGCUUAUUGUGUGUUGGACUCAAAGAGAGAGACCGACCUAAAGGGAGAGGCAGUGUGUGGCUCAGGAGACAGGAAACGUGGACCUUCCUUCUGCUGUGGGUUGGCCCAAUGAUGGAGGAAGAAGAAGAAUAUGAAAUAAUUCACCUGAACAAUCCUCUAGGAGAACUGUCCCAGGAUCCUACAGGUGAACCGUCAGACAGUAAGACUGCUUCCUUUGCAGAAGGAACACAUGAGACUGGUGCAGAGCGAAGAGAGAAAGACCAGAGGCCAAGUAGAUUGCGGCUCCUGCUGGUGGGAAAAACCGGAAGUGGGAAAAGUGCAACUGGAAACAGCAUCCUGGGCAGGAACGAGUUUGAGGCUAAGCUGAGCGCCACGCAGGUGACCCAGGCAGUACAGAGCGGGAGCCGUCAGUGGACCGGGAUGGAGCUUGAGGUGAUCGACACACCCGACAUUCUGUCCCCGUGUGUGCAGCCGGAGGCGGUGCGCAGGGCCCUGGCCGCCUGCGCCCCGGGGCCGCACGCGGUGCUGCUGGUGAUGCAGCUGGGCCGCUUCUGCGACGAGGACCUGAGGGUUGUGCGGCUCCUGCAGGAGGUCUUCGGGCAGAGAGUCCUGGCUCACACUGUGCUGGUGUUCACCCACGUGGAAGACCUGGAUGGCGACUCCCUGGGGGAGUACCUGCUAGAGACAGAAAACCAGGGCCUGGCCCGGCUGUACAUCGAGUGCUCGAAGCGCCACUGCGGCUUCAGCAACCGGGCAGCCGUCUCUGAGCGGGAGGCGCAGCUGCAGAAGCUCAUGGAUACGGUCGAGAUGAUCCUGUGGGAAAAUGACGGCUGCUGCUACAGCAACCUGGCUUCCCUGAAGGUCCAGCAAAGCCCUCUGCUUCUUUGAGACGCUCAGCAAGAUCUUUUACUCCAAGAAGCAGCAGCAGCAGCAGCAGCAGCAGCUACAGCUAGGCACCUGUAGCUCCGUGGUAGGGGCGCUGGACCUGUGCACUAGGGGUUGUGGGUUCAAACUCAGCCUGGGCCUGGUUACCAAAAGAAAGUAUACACAAUGGCCGGGCGUGAUGGCUUAUGCCUGUAAUCCUAGCA